GCCAGGCCGGGGAGAGGCCCUGCGGCCCGGCCAUGGGCACGCUGCUGGUGCAGGAGGUGAUGGAGCAGGAGUGGCAGACGCUGCAGGCCGCGCAGGAGAGCCUGCCGGCCCUCGGGGGAAGGGAGGCCCUGGGCCAGAGCUCGUCUGUCGCUGACUGCUCCCGAGAAUAGGAAUAAAACUUUAAUGUUUUACAAAGCAAAUUCUUGGACAGACCCUGUUCUGAUCCAUCGUGGCUGGCUUUGCACAGUGGCAGCUCAGUCAGGUGCUGGAAGUUCAGUGAGAAGGUAGCCAGAAGGGAGAGUCACUGACUGAUGCACCUUUCAGAUGCUGGAGGACCCUGAUGAGCUAGCAGUACUGGAAGAGAUCCAACAAGAACUGAUCUUGCAAGAACAGUUGGUUAUAGAAGAGUACGAGCGAAGCCUGCAGUUUGAUGAAGAAUGUCUCAACGCGAUGCUUGAUGGCUUGGAUGCCAGCGACAAGAUCAUCUGCCCAGUGUGUAGAAAGAAUAACCUCACUGUGAGGAAUCACUUUGUUUUCUGCCAGUGUGGAUUAUACAUCAGCACGCAGAGUAUGACAGAAGGGAAGCUUCGGUCGCUUCUAGAAAACACUCUAACAGAGCACAGUCACAGGUGCUUUCACAACCCGGAGUUCACAGUGACCAGUGGAAUGGAGGAGGAAGCCAGUCUUCUCAUGAGCUGCGCGGUGAGUCUAACGUCAGGAAAGGCUCUCCGCUAGGAUCCACUUCUCAGUUACCUGGGUAGAAACCACAAGUCCAUUGAUCCCAGGGGUUUGGUUGCCGUUUUGCCCACAGACUUCCUUGGAAAUGGUUUUACUUUUGACCACCAGUAACUGUAAAAGGAAGAGCCAAAUUACACAACUUACCUUUGCUGCUGGAUUAGGGAAUCGUUCAAGGAGCUGUCAAAUUUAGUGCCUUUUACCUUUUUCACACCUUGGCCAACAACUUCCAGGUUUUGUGUGCAGCAUCUGUCCAGAUAAGUGGCUCAUGAAGAAGUUUUAAAAAGUACUUCAGUUUAAGCCUCCUCAAAAUGCUUGCCCCUACCCCUUAGAAAACACGUACCAUCCCUUUGGCCCAAGCUGGAGCUAGCAUGUUCUUAGCUUUGCUGCUUACGUAAAACUACUGUGAGGGCAGUGUUAGGAGCAGAGCAUUUCAAAUAGUUUUGAACAUUAGUAAUUAAUUUUAUACAUUGCUAUCGCUUCUCUGUUCAAUUUACCUUUU
Molecule: messenger RNA, 1237 nt
Organism: Grus americana (Whooping crane)
Lineage: Eukaryota; Metazoa; Chordata; Aves; Gruiformes; Gruidae
Gene: RPAIN
Product: RPA interacting protein
Biological process (GO): protein import into nucleus
Cellular component (GO): PML body; nucleus
Source: RefSeq, a predicted model, not a curated record